AUGGGGAAUCUGAAUACUCCUAACUCCGGAGAAGGUGCGACCGAUCCAGCUCUUGGGUCAGGCGUAGCCAGGGUAACGCACAAAGGGGCCAAGAAUCCUCAGGUCCACAACCUGGAGGAGAGUGAUUCCGAGCCAGAAUCUGAUAAGGAGACGCCUGAAAAGAAAUCAGCGAGGGAGUCCUCUAUGACUGCCUAUCUCGAGAAGAUGUUCUCCAAGAGAUUCGACGCCAUGCAGUCCAUGGUGGAACGCCUACCAGGAGUAGCUCCCCCAAUCCGAAGGAGUAACCCGGACUUCUACGCAGAUACCCCCUUCGUGGAAGGAAUCACCUCGGUCGAGAUGCCUAGGAAGUUUUCCUUCUCCAGCAUAAAGAUGUACGACGGCACGGGCAACCGCGACGAUCAUAUCGCUCAAUACAAGCAACGGAUGCUCGCGGUUGCACUUCCAAAAGAAUCCCGCAAGGCUAUAAUGUGCAAAGGCUUUGGCUCCACUCUGAUAGGACCUGCCCUACAAUGUUACAUCAACCUACCCACUAGGUCCAUAUCCUCUUUUGGGAGCCUCAGCGACAAGUUUGUGGAGCAAUUCACAAGUAGUAGGAGCCUAGAGAAGACUUCAGACGGUCUCUACGAGAUUCUUCAGCAUCGGGUAGAACCCCUGCGAGAUUACAUAGUCCUCUUAAACCAAGAAAAGGUGGCAGUUCCCGAGUGUAGCAUUCCUACCACGAUCUCUGCCUUCAAAAGGGGCCUGCUUCCAGACGGGGGCCUCUACAAAGAACUAACCAUGUAUCCCUGCAAGACCAUGGAAGACGUGUUAUCCCGGGCCUGGGCACAACUGAAGUGGGAAGAAGACGUCGCUAGCCGCGCUAAGGCCCAGCCAAAGCAGGACCAAAAGUCGGCCCGAUCGAAUCAAGGAAAUCCGGAUGAAAGAUCCUCCCAAAGAGUGACCAAGGACUCCGGGAACAGAAACCGGGGCAGGUUCCAGUACCGACCCCUAGAAAAGGGAGAAGGAAUGUCGGUAUCCACUUUGCCUGACAUCUCCCAUCUCUCGAUAUCCACACCGGAGCUAGUCAACGUCUUGAGCCAGAUGGGCCAACAGGUCAAGUGGCCUCAAAAGAUGAAGGCACCUGACUCGUUCCGGAACCCUGGCCUCUGGUGCGACUUCCAUCGUGACCACGAUCACAAAACUGAAGACUGCGUCGCUCUAAGGAUCAAGGUCAAUGAACUACUCCAAAAGGGGCAUCUCUGGGAAUUCCUCUCAGAGAAAGCCAAGAACCAUCUAAAUAAAGAGGUGUCGGCGAAAUCUGCUGGAGCUAUACCCGCCUCACCUCCUUGCCACGACCGAGUGAUCCAUGUCAUAUCCUGA
Molecule: messenger RNA, 1359 nt
Organism: Brassica oleracea var. oleracea
Lineage: Eukaryota; Viridiplantae; Streptophyta; Magnoliopsida; Brassicales; Brassicaceae
Exons: 1
Coding region: 1-1359 (452 amino acids)
Source: RefSeq, a predicted model, not a curated record